CUGUUCAAUCUCUCCCACCAACAUCACAUGCCACUUUCCUUUCGCGCUGCCAGAAAUCUCCGCCUCCAGCAUGUGUCAGUAGUACUAGUGAACGGAUCAGAACGCUAUGUGUAGCUUCUGCCGAUGGAAGAAGUGGGAAAACUACUAGACCGAGCUCAGACGACUACCACGCUACCAUAAGAGCUCUCAACUCUAAAGGCCGAUUCCCCAGAAAAUCCCUCGGCCAGCAUUAUAUGUUGAACUCUGAUAUCAAUGAGCAGCUGGCUCGAGCGGCUGGUGUUGAAGAAGGCGAUGUGGUGUUGGAAAUUGGGCCGGGAACGGGUUCUUUGACUAAUAUUCUUUUAAACGCUGGUGCAUUUGUUCUUGCAAUUGAAAAGGAUGAACACAUGGCUGAUCUCGUGAGUGAAAGAUUUUUUGGCACACAAAAUUUGAAGGUAUUGACUGAGGAUAUUGUUAAAUGCCAUGUCCGCUCUCAUUUAUUGUCGUUGCUUGGCAGCGCAAGGCAAAUGGAUCCAGAAACCAGACAUGCAAAAGUGGUUUCCAACCUUCCCUUUAAUGUAAGCACAGAUGUGAUCAAGCUUCUUCUUCCAAUGGGUGAUAUUAUCUCGGAAGUGGUUCUAUUACUCCAGGAGGAGACAGCUUUGCGCUUGGUUGAAUCAUCUCUGAGGACCUCUGAGUAUCGCCCCAUCAAUAUUUUUGUUAACUUCUACUCAGAGCCAGAAUACAAAUUGAGAGUCCCCAGGACAAAUUUUUUCCCUCAGCCUAAUGUUGACGCAGCCAUUGUCACAUUCAAGCUGAAGCAAGCGAGAGAAUAUCCCCAAGUUUCUUCCACCAAAAGCUUCUUCUCAAUGGUUAACUCAGCAUUCAACGGGAAACGCAAAAUGCUGCGGAAGUCGCUUCAGCACAUAUGCACAUCUGUAGAGAUCGAAGAAGCUUUGAAAAGGAUAGAUCUUCCGACUACUUCAAGACCUGAAGAACUCACAUUGGAUGAUUUUGUUAAGUUGCAUAACUUGAUAGUGAAAGGAUAACAAUGUAGAUUUCCUUUUGAAUUUCUUACACAAGAACCUUGCAGAAGGUCCAAGAGUUUCAGAUAUGAGUAAGGCCCCUUUUCAUGCACAGUGAAAUGCAGAUUUGGAAGUUGAAACCAAGCAGUGCACUAAAAGAUGAAGUAGCGCAUAUGACUUUCCCAGUUCAGGGAUGAAUUAGAGAGCUAGAUCAGGAACAUUUUUUCCUCAUGUUUUUUAGUAUAAUAAUAGCAUGCUCACAACUGAAGCAGAAAUGCUGUUUCAAACCAUAUGUCUGAUCGCAAUGUGUUUUGUCACCCUCUCACCAAAUACAUAAAUGCACAGGGUCAUCUGUGGAAGAUCCAAAUUAAUGUCAAGUCAGGUCAAAAAAAGUGCACUCCGUUGUGCACUUUGUAAUGUUGUAAUCUACUGCUAACAGAGGCAAUAUAUGUAGCUCAAAUGAACCCAGUUACAUUUAGGGAGCAAUCUAUAUAUCCUAUCCUGAUGACAUGACUGGAGCUUCCUAUUUUAGCAAAUCUUGAAAAUAUUAGUUCCGUC
Messenger RNA from Neltuma alba, 1562 nucleotides. RefSeq names its product ribosomal RNA small subunit methyltransferase, chloroplastic. Gene Ontology annotation, molecular function: rRNA (adenine-N6,N6-)-dimethyltransferase activity. Gene Ontology annotation, biological process: rRNA methylation. NCBI's taxonomy places the organism in Eukaryota, Viridiplantae, Streptophyta, Magnoliopsida, Fabales, Fabaceae. The record is from RefSeq and is a predicted model, not a curated record. Bases 234 to 1028 code for a protein of 264 amino acids. The transcript is spliced from 11 exons.